Molecule: messenger RNA, 1368 nt
Organism: Pyrus x bretschneideri (Chinese white pear)
Lineage: Eukaryota; Viridiplantae; Streptophyta; Magnoliopsida; Rosales; Rosaceae
Product: PLASMODESMATA CALLOSE-BINDING PROTEIN 3
Exons: 3
Coding region: 103-723 (206 amino acids)
Source: RefSeq, a predicted model, not a curated record
AAACAUAAAAAAGAGCUAAAGCUCUCUCUCUCUCUCUCUCUCUCUUCCUUUACCAACUUAGUUUAGUAGCAGCCGUUAAGUUCAUAACUUUUCUUUCUUUCCAUGGCUCCACUCUCACUCUCCAACCAGCACCCAUUAAUCUCCUUUCUCUUCUUCCUCACACCCGUUGUCAUGGUGGUGGGCAUGCUUGGAGUUCUGGGGGUGGACGGAGCAAAUUCUCCGACGUCUUCCAGCACAACAUGGUGUGUGGCUAGGAGUGAUGCGAGCGCACAGGCUCUUCAGACAGCCUUGGACUACGCAUGCGCAGCAGGUGCGGACUGUUCUCCAAUCCAACCCGACGGACUAUGUUAUCUCCCAAACACCAUCCAAGCUCAUGCCUCUUAUGCCUUCAACAGUUACUACCAGCGCCAGGCUAAGGCCCCUGGUUCUUGCGGCUUCUCCGGCACUGCCACCAUUGCCCAAACAGACCCCAGUUAUGGAUCUUGUGAUUACCCAUCUUCCACAAGCGCGGCUGGAGGGACAACUUCACCUUCCACACCACCAACAGUUCCAAAUCCACAAACGCCACCUUCGACGUUCGCACCACCCUUCACCGGCGGAUUCACUCCCGGAUCGACCCCGAUGAUCCCCGACGAUAACUCAAAAGCGUCCCUCGAUUCCAUGUCCCCAACAAUCUUGAUGCCCAUCUCCCUUGUUCUCAUUCUUUUAUUCGCCCAAAAUUAAACCCCCAAUGUAGGUCGUUUAUUUUUUUUUUAACAUUGCCCUAAUGCGGAAAAGUGGCUAUCUACAUUUUUUUGUUAGAAGUUGGAACCUUCUUUGUCUGCUUCUAUCUUGCUAAGCCUCCCCAUUAGUAUUUUUCCAAACUAAUUUGGGUCUGAAUCUCAUAAUUUCGAACCAAUAGUUCAAUUAACUCAUUGCCAAAUAUUUCGUCGAUUUCAAUUUUUUACAGCCAGGUUACACGUACUAAGUAAAAUAACGUCGAUUACGUUCAAAAUGUACCUUUAAAAAAAAACACAUUGAACCGCCUCUUUGAGGCUUUGAGUAUUACUAGUUCCAGCGUCAAUUUCGAUGGCAACAAUGUUCGAUAUCACGUCCUAUAUAUGCAAGAAUGGCAUCAAUAUUAAUAUGUACAAGCAGUGACACAACUGCUACCAGCAAGAACCUGCGGAACAAAUUGGCUGACCCUGGGCCUGAGCAACAUCGGGCGCAAGAACAAAUCGCAUUUGACACGUACGUAAAAAUAACUUAAUGAAAACUCGCAAGAAGAAAAAUAGGACCGACUCUUUCCAAGUAAGGAAUUAUUUUUCUCAUUUGCAUGGCAAUAAUGUAAAGAAAUCAUAAACAAACUGCAAUGGAGAAACCAACAAC